GUAGCGACCACGCGACCAGGCAGCAGACUGGAUGUCGUCGCUGAGGAAUUUCCGCUACCUCCCCCGCUCUUCGGUACCGCAGCGGAAGACGCGGACGUCAUACUCAGGAGCAGAGAGGGAGCGGACUUGUACGCGCACGCGAUCAUGCUCAAACGGGCAUCACCCGUGUUCGCGAGCAGCCUGAGCGAGCUUACGGCUGAGAUUCCCCUGAUCCAUAUUGAUGCCGAGGGACGGACGAUUGAUAUGCUAUUGCAGUACAUCUAUCCUGACUGCAGACCCGAAGUCGGCUCCGACUUCGACGCGUUCCUUGCGGUGCUCCAGCUUGCGGUCGUGUACCAAGUGGGGCACGUGAUGCAGAUCCUGCGCAAGAUGCUAGUUACGCCGGAAAUGCUUACUCAGUUCCCGAUCCGCAUCUACGCUGCUGCAACGCGUUGGAGGUUCACAGCGGAGGCGGAGAUCGCCGCUGAAGCGACGGGGAGGCUGGAUCUAGCGCGGGCCAGCGAGAAGGAAGUGGGAAACAUCAGCGCGACCGACCUCGUCAAGCUUAUGGGGCGCCAUGUGAGGAGGAAGAGUGAUAUUCUGGAGGCGCUCAAGGGGUGGAAGUCGAGCUUAUGCAAGACAUGCCAGAGCAUGCCUGGGGACAGCUGGAGCAUGCGGUACUAUGUCCGUGCGGUGGACGAGGUCAAGAAGCACCCUGCGACGGACGUCAUCUUCAGCGAAGAGUUCAUUAACCAGGAGACGGGCAAGAGCAACUGUCCGGAGUGCGACAACUACUUCGUACUGAGCCAGAGGUUAAAGGACCUGAAGCAAGCCGCGGCGCACAGUAUGCGGCGACAAUCGCCAUCCUACUCCCGCAAGUCCGUUCAGAGUACCGUGUCUACUAUCGCCCCCAUCACCCCGAUCCCCUCCACCCCCCAGCUGGAAAAUAUCUUCUCCGAAGGGGACUGCAUACUGCGCUCUAUCGACUCGCAGGACAUCCGGGUGUACAGACGCAUACUCAUAGAAGCGUCCAUGUUCUGGAAGCACCUCUUCUCCCUCCCCCAGUCCCAGCCAGAUGUAGACCCCGCUGACCCGGAAAGCGCAGUGCCCAUCGUGGACUGCACCGAGCGUGGUCGAACACUCAAACUUCUGCUGCAACUCAUCUACCCCGUUCCCAAGCCAAAAUUCCGCACUUUUGCGCAGAUCGAGCCUGUGCUGGAAGCAGCACACAAGUUCGAGAUGGACGCCGCGCUCCAGCACCUGGCCGGUAUCCUACGCGAAGCCCAUUUCAUACAACUCGAUCCUGUGCGCGUGUAUGCACUUGCGUGUCGGUACGACCUGCCUGAACUCGCCCGACUAUCCUCGAGCUUCACGCUCCGGUCCGACCUCGAGCAGACAGCAGAAGAGUCCGUCUUCGGCCUUUCGGCAAUCUCCUUCCUCCGCCUGCUCCAGUUCCGCGACACCCGGGCAGCACAGAUCACUGCUAUCCUGACCGAGCGUGCUCCCCCCAGCCCAUGCGAACAGUGUAAGAUCGCAUGGGCGUCCAACUGGCUCCGUCUCGCCCUGGAAGAAGUCUGCCGUCGCCCAGUCAGCGAUACCAUCUUCGGCCUGAGCUUCGUGACGAAGAGCUUUGAUGUCGAGCAGGUUCGUCGAAGCUUUGACAGGAUCGGAUACCAUCAGUGCAACAAUAUCUUCAAUAUUGCGGAUCAUGAUUGGCUCCAGGAACUGAAAAAGAAGAUCGAUAUGCUCCCCGAGUCACUCGACCCGUGAUCCUUUGAUACUGUACAGCAGGAUCCACUCGAUCCAGCUCCAAAAUACCGACAGUCUCGGCUUCGUCAGCCUUUCCUUUCCCCACAUUCUGCUAUCUUGGCUAUCACAUUCGUUCUGUUCUCGUUCUCUUUUUCUUAUUGGGCCUCUAGUCUGCAUUCGUUUCUUCUUAACAUAUGUUCUGCUAUGUGCACGUCAUUCCUUGUUCUUUCCGCGUGCUUCCUGAUUCCCCUCGCGGUACUGUCUUACUAUCCUAUUACCCACAUGAGGUACAUACCACACAUCCUCUCCGCUCUCUCUCUCUCUCGUAUCCUUU
This is a messenger RNA of Dacryopinax primogenitus, 2062 nucleotides long. RefSeq lists its product as uncharacterized. Gene Ontology annotation, molecular function: protein binding. The coding region runs from base 145 to 1749 and encodes 534 amino acids. The record is from RefSeq and is a predicted model, not a curated record. The transcript has 2 exons. Lineage: Eukaryota; Fungi; Basidiomycota; Dacrymycetes; Dacrymycetales; Dacrymycetaceae.